CCACUCACAAGGACAUUGGGGAAGAUACAAUUGAUGCAGAUGACCAGGUUGACCAGUCAUCAGAUAAUGCCUCUCAAAAUACUCAAAAUAUGGAAAUAAAGGACGAGCAAAAAUCCACUCAAACUUCAAAGUAAGGUUAAAAAGAAGGAACGCAUAAACCUGACUCUAGCAUACAGAAUGACCAAACAGCUAUGCCAGAUACUCAGCUGCGGCAACUCAAAGAUCAGAUCAUCAGGGCAAAGGUUUAUCUAUCCCUCCCAGCCACAAGAAACAAUCCUUACUUUACAAGGGAGUCUCGGGGGUGGAUGAAGGAAGUUUAGCGAGUACUUAAGGGAUGUGAGAAAAGAUUCUAAACUGCCAAGGAAGUAAUCUCCUCUUUUAACAUAUUAAUAUGCCAACAACCAAAUUUUUUCGAAAUUUUCCUUAAAGUAUCGAUCUGUUAUUAGGUUCUCCUUUGGCUUGCUAUUUUUUAAAUUCUCCCAUCUUUCUCUGCCUUAAAUUGUUUGUAUGGUUUAUUUUUAUGCAGUGCCUAUGACAAAUUGAAGGCAAUGGAACAAACAUUGGCCAAAGGAAAGCAGCUUCAAGAUGACUAUGCUUCUGUGGUGAAGAAGCUGAGGGCUAUGCAGCCUAUGCUCCACUCAACCGAAGAGCAGCUCCGAGUGCACAAAAAGCUGACUAUAUUCUUGAUUCAAUUGACAGCAAAAACGAUUCCUAAAGGUCUGCAUUGUCUUCCAUUGCACCUUACAAUUGAGUAUUAUACCUUGAAUUCUUCUCAACAUGACUUUCCAAAUCAAGAGAAGUUAGAAGACCCUCAGUUGUACCAUUAUGCAUUAUUCUCUGAUAAGGAAUCCUGGGAGGACCCUUCGAAGCAUGUUUUCCAUAUUGUUACUGAUAGGCUAAAUUAUGCAGCAAUGAGGAUGUGGUUUUUGGUAAAUCCACCAGGCAAAGCUUCUAUCCUGGUUCAGAACAUUGAAGAAUUUCUAAAUGCAAGUUAUAGUCCAGUUCUCAAGCAGUUGGGUUCGCAGUCCAUGAUAGACUAUAACUUUAGAGCUCAUCGAGCCAAUUCUAAUUCAAAUUUGAAGUACCGGAACCCAAAAUACUUGUCUAUCCUAAAUCAUCUUCAAUUUUAUUUGCCAGAGAUCUUCCCAAAGCUCAACAAAGUGUUGUUCUUGGAUGAUGAUAUCAUUGUAAAGAAGGAUCUCACUGCCCUUCGGUCCCUUGAUUCGAAGGGGAAUGUUAAUGGUGCUGUUGAGACUUGUGGAGAGAGCUUCCAUCAUUUUGAUCGAUUGCGCAUCAGCCUUGCAUAUAUGUCCUAGACACUCCAGGUGUAUUGGUUCCAAGUAUCCCUGACAUUGAGACAGGACUGAAGCUAGCUCUUGUAGGAAUCAUCCUCUUGCAAAUAAUUUCUCCUAACUUUUAGUUUAAGAUAUGCUAAACUAUGCUUGAUUGUUGUAAACGGACAAAAAUAAGUGCCACCUCUCUCUAACCACUAUUAAGAGAAGCCAUAUCCCUACUCAACUGGAGUUGAUUUGGUUGCAACAAACUAACUGGAUCAGCUUAAGUAAUGUUGGUUGAGGCCUAAAAGUUAUAUGCUUGAAGUUGUGUUGGUUUAAUCCUCUUGUUGACCUCCAACCAACAUAGGUUGCCCAAACUACAACUAGUAAAAUUUUCAACCUUGGCGUCUUAAAUUUUAUCAUUAUUUUUUCUUUUACUAUUGCUCAUAUGUGGUUUUUUUUGG
Messenger RNA from Quercus lobata, 1738 nucleotides. Its product is annotated as probable galacturonosyltransferase 4. NCBI's taxonomy places the organism in Eukaryota, Viridiplantae, Streptophyta, Magnoliopsida, Fagales, Fagaceae. The transcript has 4 exons. The coding region runs from base 549 to 1316 and encodes 255 amino acids. The record is from RefSeq and is a predicted model, not a curated record. Gene Ontology annotation, molecular function: polygalacturonate 4-alpha-galacturonosyltransferase activity.